AUGGCUUCACUCAUGGUACCGCCUGGGUACCGACCAGUCCCACUCGAUCGUUGCCCGCCAGAGGUUAGAGCAAUCAUAUUCAAGGAAGUUUUAAAGGCAACCAAACCCAUGGAAGAAGCUCUACGCAUCCAAGGGAAUAGAAACACUGACGGAGUAGCGCCUAGUCACGAAGAAAACGGCAGUGAUGAGGACCAAGGUAGUGACAAGGAGGGAUCCGUCGUCUGGGAUGACCCAUUAAACACAGAGGAAAUCAUACGCGAAUUCACCUCUGCCGACCGACACAAGGAGAAGGGAGAAUCUCUACGACUUCAAUUGGAGUGGAUCGAUUGCAAUGGUGGUUCACGUAUCCUCAACUCGGAGCUCCUCCAUAUCAACAGGGCCACGACAACCGAAGUCCUUUCCUGGCUACUCCCACUUACCUUGUUCAAGGCUUGGACGCCGAUGGAACUCGAGCGUCUCGGUCGACGGAUGACCAUCCAGAUUGGCAUAAUGCGGGCAGGAAAAUCGCCAACCUGGAAUGUAGAGGUAGAGAUGGGAACUCACGCGGGAAUCGACAACCACUGGAAGACUUGUGAGGGCGCUCAUGGUGCAGAUGGAUUCGUCCUCGAGGUGUUUGAAGAGUGGAUGCGUGCCUUGCAACUGCUUCCUCCAAAAACUCUCGUCAUCUUGAGAUUCUCCAAGAUCUGGAGAGAUUUUCAGCGGUUGAGGGAGCUGGCAAUUCGACAUGGCCUUCCCAGCAGGCAUUUCAUUUGUUAUUUUCCGAGGCCGAGGAAUCCAUACCCAGAUUACGACUUUUGCCAACGACAAAUGGAGCUUGCGUUGCGCAACCGCGUAGAUCUGAGAGACUACGACUUGUCCAGGACGGAGGUAGAGAGGCUGGAAAGCCACGGAUGUAGAGGGUUCCCAUCCGCAGAAAGAACCCAAACACAUCAACAGGCGUAG
Glarea lozoyensis ATCC 20868 is the source of this 942-nucleotide messenger RNA. RefSeq lists its product as uncharacterized. The transcript has a single exon. Lineage: Eukaryota; Fungi; Ascomycota; Leotiomycetes; Helotiales; Helotiaceae. The record is from RefSeq and is a predicted model, not a curated record. Bases 1 to 942 code for a protein of 313 amino acids.